Molecule: messenger RNA, 4751 nt
Organism: Xyrauchen texanus (razorback sucker)
Lineage: Eukaryota; Metazoa; Chordata; Actinopteri; Cypriniformes; Catostomidae
Product: fatty acyl-CoA reductase 1-like
Exons: 12
Coding region: 151-1698 (515 amino acids)
Biological process (GO): long-chain fatty-acyl-CoA metabolic process
Cellular component (GO): peroxisome
Molecular function (GO): alcohol-forming very long-chain fatty acyl-CoA reductase (NADP+) activity
Source: RefSeq, a predicted model, not a curated record
CACACACACACACGCUGGCGCGUUCACUGCAGCUCUGUGGAGCAAGAGAGAGUCUGCGUUGCUCUCAUCUGCUGCGGUUCACGAUCGUCUACACCAGCCGUGAUUCAUGAGCAAGCGUUCAGGAGGAAAGGAGUACAUCUCUCACUCAUCAUGGCCUCUGUAUCGGAGUUUUACGCGGGGAAGAACGUUCUGAUCACGGGUGCCACUGGCUUCAUUGGGAAGGUGCUGAUGGAGAAACUCCUGCGCUCGUGCCCGGACGUCAACGGCAUUUACAUUCUCGUGCGGCCAAAGGCGGGCCAGUCCAUGCAAGAUCGCGUUCAAGACAUGAUGAAGUGUAAGUUGUUUGAUCGUGUGCGUGAAGAUCAUCCGGAGUUUCGUGAGAAGAUCAUUCCCAUCAGCAGUGAGCUCACGCAGCCGGAGCUGGCCAUCAGUCCAGAGGACGUUCAGAAACUCGCUUCCUGUAUCAAUAUCGUCUUCCACUGUGCCGCCACCAUCCGCUUUGACGAACCGCUCAAGCAUGCGUUGCAGCUGAACGUCAUCGCCACGCAGCAGCUCCUCUCUCUGGCGCAGCAGAUGCAGCACCUGCAGGCGUUCAUCCACAUCUCCACCGCAUACGCCAACUGCAACCGCAGACACAUCGACGAGGUCGUCUACCCUCCGCCCGUCGACCCCAAGAAACUCAUCGACUCGCUGGAUUGGAUGGAUGACAGUAUCGUCAGUGACAUCACACCGCGACUGAUAGGCGACCGACCCAACACGUACACCUACACCAAGGCGCUGGCGGAGUGUGUGGUGCAGCAGGAGAGCGGCAAACUCAACAUCGGCAUCAUCCGACCAUCCAUCGUUGGGGCCAGCUGGCAGGAGCCCUUUCCAGGCUGGAUAGACAACUUCAACGGACCAAGUGGCAUCUUCAUUGCUGCAGGGAAGGGAAUUCUGCGCACCAUGAGAGCUAGUAAUGACGCAGUGGCGGAUCUGAUUCCUGUCGACGUGGUUAUAAACCUGACGCUGGCUGCUGGGUGGUAUACCGCGGUACACAGACCAAAAACUGCACUAGUGUACAACUGCACAACUGGCGGCAUUAACCCCUUUCACUGGGGCGAGAUCGAGCAUCACGUGAUAUCAACAUUCAAAAGGAAUCCUCUGGAACAGGCCUUCCGUCGGCCAAAUGCCAACAUCACCUCCAAUUACCUGAUCAACCAGUACUGGAUCUUCGUCAGUCACAAGUUUCCCGCCCUCAUCUACGACCUCUUCCUGCGACUGUCUGGACAGAAACCACAAAUGAUGCGGAUUUUCAACCGGCUGCACAAAGCGAUCGGACUACUGGAAUACUUCAGCAGUCAGGACUGGGAAUGGAAAUCAGACAACGUGACGAUGCUGAUGAGUCAAAUGAGUCCAGAAGACAGGAAGACCUUCAACUUUGACGUUCGUCAGCUGAACUGGCCGGAGUACAUCGAAAAUUACUGUAUCGGCACCAAGAAGUACGUUCUGAACGAAGACAUGUCCGAAAUUCCUGCUGCCAGACAACACUUGCGGAAGCUGAGAAACAUUCGAUACACGUUCAACACAGUGUUGCUGGUGUUCAUCUGGCGAGUCUUCAUCGCACGCUCGCAGAUGGCUCGAAACAUCUGGUACUUCGUUGUGAGUUUGUGCUUCAAGUUCCUGUCGUACUUCAGAGCGUCGAGCACGCUGACCCAAUGACCCCAAACCACAGGAUGUGUGUAACCCCCUGUACAAGAGAGGUGUAUUCAGCCUUUGACGCACACACACGAUCCACACUGAUGCUUCUUUAGCUCUCCUCACCGGUCACUUGUCCCACCUUAAUGCCCUCUUAUUGACAAGUGCUCUAUUUUUAAAGGUGCCCUCUUUUAUAACGACGUACUUAAUACCAAUUAUAUAUGCAACACGAUUUACAGUUUCUUCAUGUUUUAUCGGCAUCCAAAGUCUGAGACGUUGCCUUUUGUGUCUUUUGAUUAUUUUGAUUAUUUUAGCCUUCAUGGAAGAUUACUAGCAAGUGAACUUUGAGGUAUAUUUGACUUGCCAAUGAAAAGCUCGGCGUGUGUGUUUGUGUCUUUUGUCUGUUUGUUUUUCCGUUCUAAGGUGUCUAAUCUGUUCUGAUAUCAUGUAAUCAAGCCACAGAACACUUUUACUCUGGGUCAGGUUUCUUUUUUGUGUUGUUGUUAUGAGUUAUUACAGUUAUAUGUCCAUUAUUUUACAUGUCCAGGUCAUAUUUCAACCUGAAAUCAAAAGGGAAAAAAAUUGCAUGAAGAAAAUGAAACCUUUUAAGACAAUUAAGAUUAUUUACUUGAUCCUAAAAAUAGAUUUCUUCACUCAAAAAAAUAUUUUUAGAUUUAUGCAUUUAAAUUGGUAUUUGUAAGUUUUAUUCAUUUAUUUUGUAAACUUUUUUUAAUUCAAUUUGAUGGAAUUUUGUGAAGAAAUGUAAAUCUCUAAAUCUUACAAUUAGGCUAAAUGUAUUAUUAUAAUAAUUAUAAAUUGAGAGUUUUCAGUCCUAAAAAAAACUUUUCACUCAAAACAAAUAUUUUUAAAUGUACCCAUUUUAAUUUCAUCACCAAAGUGUCAUCAAAUUGAAUUUAGUAAUAUUUAGAAUAGAGUAAUGUUUAAUAAAUAGAUUAUUUUUGUUUAACACUACACAAUUCUGUUUUAUGGAUUUUUGUUAUAUAAAAUUUAAAUAUGUAAAUCUUAAAAAUAGACAAAAAUAUUUUUUUGGGGUGUCGGUCCAAACAAUAACCUUUUAACCAUUUUCUUUGUGGAAAAUAAAAAAAAAUUUGGGGGGGUGAAAUAUGACCUUGACAUGUUCUUGACAGGUUUCUUGAUAUAUAAAUUUUUCAACUAUUUUUUCAAGAUCAUAAAAGUUCAUAAGAAACAUUCACAAGUAUAUAAAUAUAUUAGUUUUCAGAUUAAGUCAAGUCAUUAUAUGCAUACCAAAAAUUUUACAAAUGUAUACACGUGUACGAGGGUGAAUCAAAUGUCUGGUUAGACCGGCUAUUUCCAAAAAUGGGCUUCCCGUAUUUUUUAAAGAAAAAGGUAAAAAAUGAAGAAAAAAUAUUCAGAGGUACUGUUUAUUAUGAAGCGAUGAGUCCUGGUUUCAAUAUCUUUUUAUGAACUACUAGUUAAAGUGUCCUAUAUAGAAAUAAAAGGGACCGUUUUUGUAAUCUCUGACCAAACUUCAGACUUAUUAAGUCAACAUGAAAUCAAAAUCGACCUUGUUUACUGUCUGAACGCACAUUCCUGGUGUUAUUGUGAACGGUUCCAUCCGUGCAUGUUGUUUUACAGAAAAUAAUGUUAUCUUCGUAAUCUGUCCUCCUUCCUUCUCGGAUGACAUCAUUAAUAGCUCAUUCAUUUUCCACCAAUUGGGUGCCGCACUUUAUUCUCAUUGAAUUUCCUUUGACUCCGCAAUACAUCACAUUAAUGGAGUCAAAUGGGUUUCUAUGUUGACUUUAACAUCACUCCUCAUAACAAGAGGAAGUUUUGCCACCUCCAAACUAAAAGAAACACAGUUUAUGCAUUUCAUAAGGGAACGCCCCUCAAAAAUAUGUAAAAAGUUCUGGUAGUGUUCGAACGUCUGUAUGGUUCUCCCUUUCUAGAUACACGUUUGCUAAUCUGUUAUUGGUAACAACGUUGCUUAAUUUCUGAAACAAGUUUAUUUACAUUUGCUGUUUAAAGCUUUGUGAGAUAAACUAAAAAAAUAGUAUUUAUCAAGUUUUCGACAAUAUUCAAUUUUAAAACUCAUACGAUUUUACAGCAUCCGGUUGGCAUGAUUAAUUAACACUAUUUGGACAGUUUCAUAUGAGUCCUGCUCUGGUGGGGUUAUUAACUAGAUAAACAACAGGCAGGACUUUCAACAAAGGUUUUCUACACUGUCCUCUGGUGGUCUGUUGCCAAAUUGUAUUUUUAGAUUCUGGUGUUUUCUAUGUUUCGUGCACAAUGUUCAUCAUCGACAACAGCACGUCUUCCUCAGUUUAAUGGUGAGUCUUUUGAUCAACAGGUCAAAGGUCAUUUUACAUGCAAGAAGGGAAGCUUGUGUUAUUCUGCGCGUUCAUAUUAGAAACAUAGAAACACGAAUAGAGCAUUCCAGGACAUGAAAUACACAGCCAUGUUUUCUACUAUAACGAAGCACCUUAUGUCUUAAUAAUGAACACCCCUCGUUUUUAGCACAGCUCUACUGCCAACGUGUUAUCUACAAUCUGUUUAUGCUCUCCCACAGAGACGAAACAUGUUUUUACGACAUGAUUCGUGUUGUACGUGGAGUAUUACCUAGAGCAGUGGUUCUCAAUUGGUUUUACAUUGGACCUCAAGUUGCAACUCAACUUUUAGGAGUACAAAAAGUUGCGUUCAAUCUUUUGAAUAUAGCAGUGUGUCCCCCUGCUGUCUGUGACUCUAUCAGGACAGACCUGUCAGCCAUUAUUGGGUCAGUGCUAGUGAGAAGCACUAAUCUGGACUAUUCUGCAGUACCAAAGCUAUUGAGUUACAUUGGGUUAUUGAAGAUGCACUGCUGUAACCCCAGAGUCUACUGUGAGGCCAUGAGUGGAAAAACGUGUUUUUAUGAAAAACUUUCCCCUAUACUGAAAAUGUUUCUUCUCCCUUGUAACAAGUGCAUGUUUGGUUUUUACAUACAGGAUUUACACAACAAUGACAGUUGCUAACAUGGAUUAUGACCUUCCUCUACUCACCAUUUGUCUUUGGUCUAAACUUUGUGCUAUCAAACUUGUCAAGUUGAGAUCCUUGAAUAAAAA